This is a messenger RNA of Fomitopsis serialis, 2847 nucleotides long. RefSeq lists its product as uncharacterized. The transcript has 5 exons. Bases 1 to 2847 code for a protein of 948 amino acids. Gene Ontology annotation, biological process: cytoskeleton organization. The record is from RefSeq and is a predicted model, not a curated record. Gene Ontology annotation, molecular function: phospholipid binding; protein binding. Lineage: Eukaryota; Fungi; Basidiomycota; Agaricomycetes; Polyporales; Fomitopsidaceae. Gene Ontology annotation, cellular component: cytoplasmic side of plasma membrane; cell division site; plasma membrane.
AUGUCCGCACGACGCCAGGCGUCCACGACAUCCCUCUCGAAAUUUGUACGCGCAAACUCUCCAGAGUUCUCCAACCGUUCACUAGACUUCUGUAACGCCUUCUGGGGUCUCGGCGAUGGCGGCGUCGAUGUAUUGUUCGCGCGCAUGCGCGGCGCAUCGCGGACGAUGGAGGAACUGAGGAGUUUCUGGAAGGAGAGAGCUGCGAUUGAGGAGCAGUAUGCAAAGCGGUUGGCAGCUUUGUCCAAGGUCACAUUAGGCAGAGACGAGAUCGGGGAGAUGCGCUUGACGAUGGAUACUCUGAAGGGCGAAACUGAGAAACAGGCGGGGUACCACCAACUAGUUGCGCAGCAGAUCAAGAACGAGCUCGAGGCGCAAGCUGCGGCCUUCGUGAGCAGGCAACAGCAUCACAAGAAAACAAUCCAGAUUGCAAUUGAGCGCGAGUUCAAGACAAAGCAGACGCAGGAGUCUUACGUGCAGAAGGCGCGCGAGAAAUACGAGUCGGAUUGCAUGAAAAUCAACUCGCUUACUGCGCAGAGCACGCUGGAGCAAGGCAAGGAACUGCAGAAGACGCGCGAGCGCCUUGAGCGUGCCCGGCAGACUGUGCGUGCAAACGAACAAGACUUUUCCAACUUCACGCGCGCGUUGCAAGAGACAGUGCGGAAGUGGGAGAUCGAUUGGAAGGCUUUCUGCGACAGUUGCCAGGAUAUGGAGGAGGAGCGGAUGGAAUUCACGAAGGACAAUAUAUGGGCCUAUGCCAAUGCGAUCUCCACAGUCUGUGUGGCGGAUGACGAGUCGUGUGAGAAGGUGCGACUUGCACUGGAAUCGAUGGAGGUCGACCGAGACAUGGAGAACUUCGUGCGCGACUACGGUACAGGAAGCCAGAUACCCGACCCGCCCGUCUUCGUGGACUACUCCAAUCCCAACACGAUCCCCUCUUCUGGGCAGCAGAUUACGACUCGCCCUGCCGCCUUUGUGCGCUCUACCCAGCGCUCCCGGCAAGCACCGCCAUCGCCUCCACCCCCACAAGAGGAAGAGCCGCCUGUCAACAUGACGGGCGUCGGACGGGCUGGUGGACGGCAGACAGAUGGAUCGGAUGUCGGUCCUCAGGGUACGGACAGCAGAAACGGUGCCAGCGCGUACGUCAAUGGCCAUUCAGUCUCCCCGGGACCCGGCGCACCCUCGCGUGGGCCGCCUUCACAAGGCGGUAUGCGCGCCCCAGAACCUCAGGCGGACCCUAUCGACCCGACCGCAGAGACGAUGCUGAAGAUCGGUGAGCGGGCUUACCCUGUGGAUCCCUCACGCGACCCGCAAGGACAGAGGGGCGGCAGCAAAGUAGCCGCGCCACGGCCGCUCAACGUCGGGCAGGAUGAUGAUCCGCUCGCCCAGCAGAUGGUCGCGCUCCAAAAGGGAGGAGGCAGCACACGGCGGCAGAGUCAGUACCAGCCACAGGGCGCGUAUCCGACUUCUACCCCGUCGCCAACGAAACGGGACGCCACGGCGAACAAGCUGUCGCCGCCGCCGGAUGGGUCGAGCCGGAGUGGUCGCAGGAACUCGGUCGACUACCGUCGCUCCGCGGAGAUCGUUGUCGGCGCGCCGCCAGCGUCCGACCGGCGUUCGACGUCGCCCAACCCGUACCCGAAGCACAUGCUCCCGCCGUCGAAUGUAGGUCCAUCGGGGAAUCUGCCCGUGCAGGAGAUUCUGCACGACUACGAGCAGUCGUUCCCUGGUGAGCGCAAGUCUAUAAGCCGGCCGGGCAGUCGUCCUGGGAGUGUCAUUGGGCUGCCAGGGCAGGGUCCGAGCCCCAGCCAGAGCCAGAUACAGUCGACGAGGCCUAUGAGCGGGCAGGCAGGCAUUGGUGCACAAGGACGCAGUCCCAGCCCGCAGCCGUUCGCGCCGCCAUCGCGCAGCACGAGCCCUGCUGUUCCCCAGCCGCCGAACGCUCGUAGGCUGAGCACGAGUAGGGUACCUCCGCCUUCAAUGAACGGUGCCCCCGCGGGGCACCAUGCCACGUCAUCUGUGAGCUCUGUGCGCCCUGGCACUGGCACGAUCCAGGUGCCGCAGCCAUCGGCGCAGCACCAGCGCCCGACGAGCCCCAAUAGCGUCGGCAUCGUGCUGGACCCCACAGGUCGCGUAGCACUAGACGAGAUGGCGAGCAGGUACCAGCCGCCGCCGCCACAGCAGCCGCAGUACGGCCGGCCUCCUCAGCAACAACCGCCUGCGACGCAGGUGCAACGGCAGCCGACGUACAACACGCCGGGCUACCCGCAGCAGCCCGUUGCGGGACACGUCCAGCAGCCGUCGCACGGACCUCCUGUUCCGUACGGGGGACCGCCGCAGACAAUCGCGGCACCCAACUACUACCCGCCUCAGCCGCCGCCGCCCCAGCAGCAGUACGGCCAGCAGCCACCGCCGCCGGUGCAGUACCAGCAGCCUCACCAGCAGCAGCCAUCGUACCAGCAGCCGAACGGGUACCAGUCGGGCGUGGUGCCGUCGCAGCAGCGCACGCCGUCGGGGUACUUUGGGCAGGAUCCGUAUGGCCAACAGCAGCAGCAGCAGUACAGGGCGCCGAGUCCGGCGAGGGCCCCGUCGCCGCAGCCUCCGCCUGGGCAGGCGCCGCCGCCGCCGACCGGGGCGUACACAGAGGAUGGGCGUGGUAUCCUGUUCUAUGUGAAAGCGAUGUACGACUACCAGGCGACGAUCGAGGAAGAGUUCGACUUCCAGGCGGGGGACAUCAUUGCAGUUACUGCGACGCCCGAAGACGGAUGGUGGUCCGGCGAACUGCUCGACGAGCAGCGGAGGCAGCCCGGCCGCCAUGUAUUCCCGAGCAACUUCGUGUGCCUCUUCUGA